This is a messenger RNA of Octopus bimaculoides (California two-spot octopus), 2356 nucleotides long. RefSeq names its product ras-GEF domain-containing family member 1B. Gene Ontology annotation, molecular function: guanyl-nucleotide exchange factor activity. Gene Ontology annotation, biological process: Ras protein signal transduction. NCBI's taxonomy places the organism in Eukaryota, Metazoa, Mollusca, Cephalopoda, Octopoda, Octopodidae. The record is from RefSeq and is a predicted model, not a curated record. Gene Ontology annotation, cellular component: plasma membrane.
ACCGAAUGCGAUUACGAUUCUGCCCUCCCCCCCCCUCUUUCGUUUUACAAAGUCCUCAGUCUCUCUCUCUCAGUUCAGUUUGAAAUUCUCCGGUGUUACGAAGAAGAUGGUGGCUGUGUCACUAACUGCUACAAUUAUCUCUUACUACACAACAAACUGACUGAUUGUCGUAUAUAUAUGUAUAUAUAUACAAAGACAGAUACAUACAUUUGUUGUUAAUAGUGACAGUUGACGAAGUUAAAAGCAUUUGUGUCCUUUCUGUCUCUCGAUCUGCAGAGAGAAGCUUCAGGUUGUCUUUCAGACACAUUUCUUCCUCUUACAACAAAUUACAAUCACACAUAAAUAACAUACACACAUAUUUAUACAAAUAUAUAUAUUUAUAAACGUGUUUACAUACAUACAUGCGUGUAUGGACGCGUAUGUUACACACAUAGGGCAUUGAAAUAUAAAACAGAAGCUGGGAUUUUAUUUAAACUACGUUGAGAACGAGCAGGAUUCGAACCACGGGAUCUUAUUUUUACAAUUUAUUAUACAACGGCAAGGGACGAAAACGAGCGGCAACAAUGAAACAAAUUGACCAUAGCCAGAUUUUUUCAAGUCACAAGAAAACAUGUGACCCACAGAAAUUGACAUUAAGUCAAAUGUUUGACAUGGCAGGCACAGGUUAUGACGGUCCACACCUUCAAUGUGUUGACGACAAUGAUGCUCUCAUAUUCCGUGACGGUAACUUGGUUUGUGGGUCUCUUGAAGCUCUUGUACAACAUCUUCUCCCCACAAGAGAUUACUACCCAGAUCGGACAUAUGUGUUUGCCUUUCUCCUUGGUUCCAGGCUUUUUACCAAACCCCAGGACCUCUUCUCCCAGAUCUGUCAGAUAUGCAUUUGUCAGCAAAACCUUGGACAUGACAGAGUCAAAAAGGAAUCUCUCGGCCGUUUUGGACCAAACUUUGUCAGGUUACUAAGUCAUUGGACAGAUUUAUAUCCACACGAUUUCCUUGAUGAACGAAUGCAAAAGACCUUAAAAGACAUUUCCCAGAGAAUCGUCACCGUUUAUCCAGAACUACGUAAAGAAGUAGCUAAUAUUAUGCAGAAUCUUUACAACGAAUUAAAUGGAUUAAAAGUGUUUGAUGAUUACAUGUCAAAGGUGAAUGCAGAAUCUUUACAAAAAUCCCAAAACCAAAUGGUUCCAACAACCGACAUUAUAGAUGUUUGCCCUGACCCAUUAACAUUGGCGCAACAACUGACCAACGUUGAAUUGGAUCGUUUUUCCCACAUUGGAGCUGAAGAAUUUGUUUGUGCGUGUGUUAAAGAUAGUAUCAAUGGUAACUGUACUGGCACCAGCUCCACUUCCCAUUUGGAAAUCUACAUACAAUGGUUCAAUCGACUGAGCUAUUUUGUGGCCACAGAAAUUUGUUCCCAUCUGAAGAAGAAGAAACGUGUCUGUAUGAUUGAUUACUUUAUUGAUGUGGCAAAAGAAUGCAUCAAUAUCGGUAAUUUUAAUUCCCUCGUAGCAAUUAUUGCUGGAAUGAACAUGAGUCCUGUUGCAAGACUGAAGAAAACGUGGGCAAAAAUUAACAAAGACAAAUUCUCCAUAUUAGAGCACCAGAUGGAUCCAACGAACAACUUCAGCAGUUACCGUUUGUGUUUGAAAGCGGCAAAGUGGCGUUCUGAAGGGGCUGUAGAUGACAGAGAAAGGGUGAUUGUACCAUUCUUCAGUCUGUUUGUAAAAGAUAUUUAUUUCUUGAAUGAAGGAUUCUCCAAUCGAAUGCCAAAUGGAAAUAUAAAUUUUGAGAAAUUCUGGUUAUUGGCUAAAAGAUUGUCUGAAUUUGUUUCAUGGCAGAAAGUUGAGUGUCCAUACGCAAAGAAAACCGACAUCCUUAGUUAUAUUCUUACCACCCCAAUCUACUCUGAAACGGCUCUUCUUUUGGCAUCAUUUGAAUGUGAAGGACCAGAAACAAGUCAUGAAAAAGAGAAAUACAAGCAAUUGGCAGACAAAGGAAGACACAAACAGAUGAAAAUGCAGACAUAAAUCGAAAUUUGUACAGUAUUAAUAGAGUAAAUAAGGAAUUACUAGUUCCUUCUGUGGAACCGAAAUGGUUUAUCAGAGACAGUUCACUGGUGAUGGUGGAGAAAGCCCUUACAGAGAGUUUAGCAUGACCAAAAACUUUUUACAUUUUUUCACUGUUAAACCAGAGCUUUUGUUUGUGCAAGUGUUGUAACUGCAAGAAGCCUGUCAGAAAGGGUCCAAACCGUAAUUUUUUUUUUUUUUUUUUCCACACACCAUAUGAAAUUUUAGAUUCAAUUACAUAAAACCACGAAGAUCACCGAAAUGGAUCUUCAAAAAAAAAAAAACAUAAA